AUGGAGAAACCAUUAUAUCUUUCAGAUUCAAUGGCGAAUCUAAUUGCAAAUCAUGUAACUACUCUUGAAUUGGACAAGAGUUAUACAAUCUAUAAUUACUUGGCUACUCUUAACAAUCUUACGAAACAAGCAACCAUCUACAAAUCAGAGGGUGAUCUUGAGAAAGCAUAUAUAUAUUUACUAAGAUUUUGUGUGUUUACACUUGAGAAAUUGCCUAUUCACCCAGAUUAUAGUAAUCCAAAGUUUGCUGGUUCGAGAGAGAAGCUAAAGAAAGAUGCUGUCGAUAAACUCUCAGAGUUGGAAUCGAUGAAAGCCAACUUGACUGGAAGAUACAAGAAGCUGCAUCAGCAUCGCUAUAAGGUGGAACAGGAGCGAUUGGCUAGAGAGCGUGAGGAGCGAGAGCGACUCGAGAAGAUACAGAAGGAGCAGGCCGAGAAGGAGGAAGAGGAGCGCAGACUACAGGCAGAGUUGGCCGAGCAGAAACGAUUGGAACAACAGCGAAAGCGUGUCGAAGACCAGAACCAAGAGGAGCGUGAUUUGAUCAAGCGACGUAUCGAGACCGAGAAGAGUCUGCGAAGAAACAGACUGGAGCAACAGGCACUGCUGAUUCGUGCCGAAGCGGAACUGGAGGAGCGACGUCAGCGUGAGACAGAGCGACAACUGCAAGCGCAAUUCGAGCAGCAACAGCAACAACACAAUCCAAUAGUGGAUAUCGUUAGCGAUCCAAAUUCAUUCAUCUAUCAAUCCAAUGAGGUGGAAGUGGAGACACCCGAUACCAAGUCACCAACUCCCAUCAUCCCUCUAAAUACAGAUGAUCUACUUAGUUAUUUGGAGAUCAAUGAAAAAGAAAAGAAUAACAAUAAUACGACAACAUCAACAUCUUCUAAUUUCCUUGUUGAUCCAACUUUUGCAACUCCACCACAACAACAACAACAUGUAAAUUCUUCAACAACAACAACCAUUCCAUCACCAAUACCUUCUGCACCAAUUGCUGUUUCAGCUAAUAAUAAUAAUAAUAAUGGUGUGAAUGACAUGUCACAGUAUGAUAGUAAUCAUAAGUUUGGAUAUUUGUCAAUGGACCAACUGGAGAAACAACAACAACAAUUACAUCAACAAAGACAACCAAUACAAAGUGUAGCAUCACCAUUACAACAACAACAACAACCACAACCAUUACAACAACAACAAGCUGGUCCAUAUCAUCAAUAUACUCAAUAUGCACAAGUUUCACCUGCACCUUUAUCUUUACCUUCACCACAACAACAACAACAACAACAACAACCACCUUAUUCAUUUAAUCAUCAUUUCAAUGCACUACCUCAAUAUCAACCACCUUUUAUCAAUCAAAACAAGAAUCAACCACAACCAACAUAUCUACGUUCACCACAACAACAACUACCAACUCAUCAAAUGCUACCACAACCACCACCACAACAUCAACAUCCACAACAACCACACAGAGUUGGUAAUGCCCUACCAAAUAAUACACAAACAUAUUUGUCCUUGGCACAACAACAAAUGCAACAACAACAACAAAAGAAUAUUGCAGUUCAAAGUACAAAUAUGUCACCAGUUGUUCAAACAGCUACAACAGCAGCGGCAGCAGCAACAUCGUCACCAAAGCCAAAUAUCGAUUCUUCAGAGGCAUCCAAGAAGUAUAGUAAGCUGCGUAAGGUAAUCAUAGGUGCAGAGCUUUUCAAUGAUUUUAUGAAGAUGGCAGAGAAUAACACUCGUCGUCAGAUAGAAACCUGUGGUAUUCUCUCGGGAACGCUGAGCAACGAUGUAUUCAAGGUGACAACGCUCAUCAUUCCAAAACAAGAGGGUACCACCGAUACCUGUAACACUAUAGAGGAACACGAACUCUUUGAAUAUCAACUCGAAAAUGAUCUGCUAACUCUCGGUUGGAUACACACACAUCCCACACAAGAUUGUUUCCUCUCGGCAGUCGAUGUCCACACUCAUUGUUCCUAUCAAUAUCUCUUACAGGAGGCUAUCGCAGUCGUUAUAAGUCCAAUGGCAAAUCCAAACUUUGGAAUAUUUAGAUUGACAGAUCCACCUGGAAUCCAAACAGUUCAAAAAUGUAAAUUAAAAUCAUUCCAUCCACAUCCACCAGUGAAUGGAGUUCCUAUAUAUACAAAAGUGGAUCAUGUUGAGAUCGAUUGGAAGAAGCAAUAUUCUUCAACAGCACAGUAUUAUUAUAAUUUAAUUGCCAUUUAA
Messenger RNA from Heterostelium album PN500, 2217 nucleotides. RefSeq names its product MPN/PAD-1 domain-containing protein. Bases 1 to 2217 code for a protein of 738 amino acids. Gene Ontology annotation, molecular function: K63-linked deubiquitinase activity; metal-dependent deubiquitinase activity; protein binding. NCBI's taxonomy places the organism in Eukaryota, Evosea, Eumycetozoa, Acytosteliales, Acytosteliaceae. The record is from RefSeq and is a predicted model, not a curated record. The transcript has 4 exons. Gene Ontology annotation, cellular component: endosome; membrane. Gene Ontology annotation, biological process: protein K63-linked deubiquitination.